ACUAUCCUUCUCUGCAUAAUCGUUCCCCUUUUUCAUUUUCAAUUCUGCAUUUGCUUAAAUUUUCUAAAAUUCUAUGAAGCGAAAUGCUCCAGCUUGAAGAACAGCACAUCGAAUCGACUUCACAUCAGUUUCAGGUAAAAAUGGUUUCAUUGAGAGAACUCACAGAGCAACGAGGUAACCAGGGCAGAGAGGGAGAAGAGGAAGGGGUUUUGUCAGUGGAGCCUAUCACGAUGAUAGUGCCGCCGGAGUUGCAGGAUGUGCUGGAAACAAUGGCGUCUGAGAGCAGCGCCAGUUCCAGCGCCAACGACAACGGUGGCGACUACCCUAAUGCAUUGUCAAGCAGCUCGUCUGCUGAAGAGACACCCAGCCGUGAGGAGGGGAUGGGGGAUGUGGUGAGCAAUGUCUCAGAUCGACCAGCGAUUGGGGAAUGGGAAGGAGCGACGAUCCCGGGCAGGUUGAGCAACCUGCGAAAAGCACCGAAGGACUUGCCCGUUGGAUUCAGAUUCAAGGCUGCGCUUCACCACGAAGUAGCAUAUUGUGCGCCCUCCAUAAGCGGGCAGAAUGAAAGGGCGUGCACAGUGUCGCAGACGGGCUGGAUACCGGUGUACAUGGACCACUUUGAUGCAGGCCUGCGGUUUCCCUUGCCCAGCCUGAUAUUCGAUCUGCUCGCGGAUUACGAGCUGGCGCUGACACAAUUAACGCCCAACAGCAUAAGGUUCGUCAUAGGCUUUAUGCUGUUGUGCACGAGAUUGGAGGUACCAGCGAAAGCGAUAGUGUUCAGGUCGCUAUUCCAGUGCCGGUUGUGCCCGAACUCACGAGGAGCGAAGUGGUACUACCUCUCUGGGAGGGAUAAGAGCCAGCUCUUCAAAAAUGUGAGGAAUAAGGUGGUGAGGUGGAAGAGACAGUUUAUUUUUGUUCGUGACACCCGAGCAAAAAGGAUAAGCAACGACCUCGCUGCCCGGCUGUCUGAGUGGCGCACCCCCAACGCUCAUAUCAAUUAUCCUCAGCUACUGCCUCGGGAUGUCGAUUUGAAGAACCAGCUGCUUGAGUAUGUGCAGAGGGAGGGUCUAAUAGAUCUAGAAGCCCUGGUUACCUCGGGUGCUCUCGCCGUGCUAGGGUUUGUCGAUGUGACAAACCUGUUCAGCGAAGGAGACAUGAGCAGUAUCUUGGAACGCCAACGACAGCGAGCCCAAGGCUCACGAGGUCGUGCGUCGCGUAGCGCGCAACCCCGUCAGACAAGGUUCGACGAGCGGCCACCCCCGGCGCCUCAAUCACGUAGCUCGUCCCACCGGGGAUCCAGUUCGUCGUCAAGGCCACGAGCGGACCACAGAGCUGAGGCAGCGGCUCUUGGCGCGCGCAGACGUGCACGCGAGGAGACAGAGAGCGAGGAGGAUGAGGUCCCCCUUGCUAGGCCAAUGGAGCCCGCCUCUGCAUCGGCCUCGAUGUCCAGACCGAGGAUCGCUUAUCCUGAGGGCUUCAGCUAUGUGCGGGCAGAGUGUCAGCCCGCCAUGGUGCAAGCCAUGCAUAACUUUGUGCCCCCUAUGGAUAACAAGCGGGCCAAAGCUUUUGUGCAGCAGCAUGGCGGCCAGGUCGCCAUGAUAAAACUUAUGGAUGUAAGCGGCUCGUACACAGAACAGCGAGCUCGGUUCCAAGUGCAAAAACUGGCUGCUGAGAAGGCCAGCCUUGUGGACGAUGUGAAUCGUCUGCAAGGCUCUGAAAUGGCGAACCGAGCUGCGGCUGCAGAGAGCAGGGCAGAUGAGCUCGCCAACAAGAACAACGAGCUCAGGGAGGAGUUGGAGCGAGCUCGAGUUGAAAGAGAGAGCGGAAUACAAGCGGCAAGGGAUGAGGCCGCCAGGGUUGAGGUGAGGGCGAAGAAGGCUGAGGCCGACAGGGAUCGUGCUCAGCACGAGCUGAGCUCCCUUAGGCACCAGGUCGCCGAGGCGGACCGAAGCCUUGCUGCUGCCGGGGAAGCGCUGAACGAGCUAAGGGCUUCCCAUGCAUGCUCUGUCAUCAUCGCCCGUGCUCAAGGGGCGGAAUGGUUCGCUGGCUCAGCUGCGUUUCAGGACGCCGUGGCGGUGGCGUCGGCAAAUGUAACCACGGAGAUCUACAACGAGAUCCGUGGAAAAGUACUGCAACACCGCCCAGAUUUUCCAAUCCGCGAGCUGGUCUUCUUUGACGAGGAAGAGCUCGACGAGCAGGGUAAGAGCCUUGCUCCCCUCGCUGAUACAACUGUGAGGCUGAGGUGGGAUUUGAACGAGGAGGGCGUGCCCGUCUGGCCACCGUCCAUUCUAGAGGACGGGGAGGACCCAGCAGGACUACCCUCAUUCGAUGCAUGGGUAGAGGGUGCUCCUAUAGCUGAGCAGGAGCCUUCUAGCACCCCACCCAACUCUCAGCCCGCUGCUGUGCCAUCGAGCUCACCCGUAAACACGCCAACCUCUGAGCCUGCUGCCCGCUCUUCUCCAGCUCCCUCUUCUGUGACUGUUGCUGACGCAUCCAUGCCCGUCGAUCUGACGGAUGACUAGGCUUAGGACUUUUUGUUUCAUUCUUUUGUAUUUUUGUUUUGGCAUUUUUGUAUUUGAUCAAUAGAUUCAGAUCGUAUGUACUUCGAAUGUAACGUCAUUGAUGAAAUACAAAAAUGAUUUUUCUUUUGAAUCUUCAUUGCAUUUUCUGUAUAUCUUUGUUUACAACUGUUGGAUAACACCCUAAGUGAAAUAAAAGUACACACGUUAA
Molecule: messenger RNA, 2730 nt
Organism: Rubroshorea leprosula
Lineage: Eukaryota; Viridiplantae; Streptophyta; Magnoliopsida; Malvales; Dipterocarpaceae
Source: the annotation of a GenBank genome assembly